This is a messenger RNA of Pyrenophora tritici-repentis Pt-1C-BFP, 2826 nucleotides long. The record is from RefSeq and is a predicted model, not a curated record. NCBI's taxonomy places the organism in Eukaryota, Fungi, Ascomycota, Dothideomycetes, Pleosporales, Pleosporaceae.
AUGAGUUCCGCCGUAAAUCGUCCGGUGGACUUGAAGCAGAAGGAGAAGGAUGUCAACAACAAACUACAGCUAUACGGCAUUGUUGAAGCAGCCUUCUCCAAUGGCAAAGUGCCCUCCAACAGCCAGAUUGACGUCGCCCUAAACUCGGCACUUGCACACAGGGCGCUCAACUCACCGUCAAAGAAGCUGUCGAGCGAUGGCCAAAAGCUCGUUGGCGACUUCAAGAAUGUCAUCGAGCAGGCCAAGAUCCUGCUUCUCACCAAGAACGAGGGCAACCUCCUCCAGGACUUCAUCUGGCAGGCGGAGCACCUCGGUGGCAACAACGCUAACCUACCCAAUGCGCCCGUCGACAAGGAGACAGCAAAACAACAUGGCAACGACGCCCUCCAGGGCCUGCGCACCCUCGGCACGCUACUCAUCUCGAACGGCCAGUUCAGAAAGCUUCUCUCCGAUGCUACUGUUCUCCUCCGCGACAUGGCUGGCGAUGCCGCGAUGAACACUGCCAACAAGGUCAAGCCCUCAGAAGAUCGUCUCAACCGCCUAGAUGAGCCCGCCGAGGACAACACCUGGCACGACACCUCCAAUCUGAACCGCGAGAACCUCCGUAACCAAGCUAAGAGCAGCCUGCCUUUUGGCAACAAGAACAGGGACGAGGCCAAGGGAGAGCUCAAGGAACAUGCUAUGGACAUCAACCAGGCCGCUAACCCCCAGGGAUCCCGCGACCCCCAGCACACUGCCGAGCUCGGCGCUCACGAGGGUCAGACUGGCCAGCCCACCGGUGUUGAUGCCCGUGGCGGCCUCGAGGCUGCCAAGCAAAAGGUUGAGGAGAACACAUCAGAGGAGGACAAGCAGAGGGUUCGCGCCCGCCGCGACCAGAUGAACAACUACCUCAAGGGCAAGAUGCCUGAGGAGCGUCGCGAGCAGACUAUCUGGCGUCUCAAGAAGAUGGUCGUGGAGAUCCAGGGCCAUCAAGACUAUCAGCGCGCCAUCGAGACCCUGCUUAGCCUCGCCGAGCAGUACUCUGGCCAUGGAAGGAACUUGGGGUUCUUAAACGAGAAUCAAUGGCUGACCAACAUGAAGACUCUCCUCGAGCGUUUCGCAAACAACACCUCAUUCGAUGACCUCAUUGAAUCGAUCAACCAAGUCUACAAGGAUGCCGACCAGGACCCAGAGCUGAGGAAUUGGUUCACUCGCAUGAACCAAUUCAUCCGCAAGACUCUUCAGCAGCAGGGCUUCAUCCUCGAUGACCGUUGCAACGAAGAGUGGAACCAGCUCUACGAUGACGGCCACCAUCUCCUGCGCGGCCGCUACCGUGGUCACACUGACCGCAUCGCCGAUGAAUUCAAGUUCAUUGGUGAGCAGUUCGACUCUGACCCGCAGAACAAGCAGUUCGCCGAUUCCGUCAACAAGCUUUUCCUUGACCUUGGCCAAGAUGAAAACGGCCAGACCACCUUCAAGCCCCACCUUCUCAAGGACUUGAGCGAUGUCAUCCUUCCCGUCAUCUUUGAGAACGUCCGCUACAUUCCUGUUCCUCGUAUCGAGUACAGUGACCCCAUGGUCGACGCCGUCGUUGAGAACCUCGUUAUCGAGGGUGACAACCUUGCACCCAACUCCUUGGAGUUUGGCUCCGACAACUACUGGCGCUGGGGCCGCAAGUCCAUCUCGAGCAAGAAUAAGAAUAAGGUCAUGCUCUCAGUAUCGGGUGUACAGAUGGAUCUCCGUGAUGUAUCAUACUACAUCAAGCGCAAGCAGGGUUUCCCUUCCAUCACCGACAAGGGUGUUAUGGACAUCUUCAUGGGUGGCUCUGGCUUCAGCUUCAAGGUUGAGAUGGAGACAGCCGACAAGGCCCGCGAUCACGCGCAGACACACUUCUUCAAGGUCACCAAGGUUGAGUCUGACAUUAAGAACCUUCAGAUCAAGAUGAAGAAGAGCAACCACAAGCUCCUUUUCAACAUGUUCAAGCCUCUUCUCCUCAAGGUCAUGCGUCCUGUCAUACAGAGGGUGCUGGAGAAGCAGAUCAAGGACAGUGCCAACCAGCUCGAUGGUAUCCUCUUUGACAUCAAGACUGAGGCUGACCGUGCCGAGGCCGAGGCCAAGCGCAACCCCGACCCCCAGAACAUCCAGAACAUGUACCAGCGCUACGCCUCUGCUGUGCAGCACCGUCUCAUGCAAGGCAAGCAAAAGAAGGAAGCUAUUCAGGAGAGGGCCAAGGACACCCAAGUCAACAUGGCUGUCACUCAGCACGACUCCAUCUUCAAGAACAUCUCCCUUCCCGGAGGUAUCUCCUCCAAGGCUACGGAAUACAAGGAGCUUGCAGCCAAGGGUGACAAGUGGGAGAGCCCCAUUUUCUCCAUCGGCUCAGCCAAGGAGACCUCCAGCCUUCCUCAGGUUGGCAAGGUUACCCGCAAGCCCCACGGUCGUGAGGGUGGCUACGGUGGACCCCAUGACAACUCUCGUGGUCUUGGUGCCUCACAAGGCUUGAACCCUUCCGCAAACCAGUACGAUAGCCAGUACAGCAACGCUGGCGGCCUCGGCGCUGGUCAGGGCCUUACUACAGCCAACCAGGGCUUGACUGGUGGCGUUCCUUCCUCCGCCUUGGCUGGUGGUGUUCCUGCCUCCGGUCUGUCUAGCGGCAUCCCACCUACAACCGGCGGUACACAUGGAUUCGGUACUCAGGUCGACGACGCGUUUAACACCUCUGGUACUGGCGCGCCUGUUGGCUCAUCGGGUCUCGGCAACACCGGUACCUCCACUGGUACUGCCACCCACGGCGAGUUCAACACUACUUUCGGUGACCAGAACCCCGUCUUCCAGGGCCGCGCUUAG